AUUCACACGCUUCACUUGAAAUGAAAAUAAACCACAAAUACAUGUCAAACAAAAACUGAUCUGUGUUAUUUUAGUCUUUCCAAAGUAAAUAAUCUGGUUAAUUUAUUGACUGAAGGAUAGCGCCGGGCUCCAUAUAACUUGGACACUGGUCACGUUGCGAUCAUGCGAACUCCUGCCAUCACGUUGCAAUCGGCGUGGACAGCAUCAUUUACAUUUUCUGUUUCAGUAGUAACGGAGAAACGGGUAAUAUAGCAAUGUCAGCAGCGCCCGAGACGCUGCUGGUUGCAGCUGUUACUACCGACCGCAGCAUUGAGACAGCUACGCCCGCACCGCCGCUGCGCUCCCCUGUCGGAAAGCACUUAGUGCACUGGUUUCGCAAGGGCCUGCGGCUACAUGAUAACCCUGCCUUUAGAGAAGGACUCAAAACAGCGGUCACUUUUCGAUGCAUCUUCAUUAUCGACCCUUGGUUCGCUAGUUCUUCUAACGUCGGAAUUAACAAAUGGAGGUUUCUAUUACAAUGUCUUGAAGAUCUAGACCGCAGUUUGCGGAAGCUAAAUUCGCGAUUAUUUGUGGUGCGCGGUCAACCCGCUGACGCUCUACCCAAGCUGUUUCGCGAAUGGGGCACCACGGCUCUCACUUUCGAAGAGGACCCUGAACCAUAUGGACGUGUACGGGACUACAAUAUUACAACCAAGUGCCGAGAAGUUGGCAUCACUGUCAUCUCGAAAGUUUCGCACACGCUUUACAAAUUGGACACAAUAAUAGACCUAAACGGUGGUAAGGCGCCUCUGACAUACCACCAGUUCCAAGCGCUUAUCGCGAGCAUGCCUCCGCCGCCGCCGGCGGAAGACACAAUCAGCGCACAGUCGCUUAACGGCGCCUCCACUCCCAUCUCUGAUGACCACGAUGAACGAUUCGGCGUCCCUACUCUUGAAGAACUAGGAUUCGAGGUAGAGGGGCUCAAGCCACCAGUAUGGAUAGGUGGCGAGACCGAAGCGUUGGUGCGGUUGGAGAGGCACCUUGAGAGGAAAGCGUGGGUGGCCUCUUUCGGCAGACCAAAGAUGACUCCACAGUCGCUAUUAGCAAGUCAAACUGGCUUGUCGCCCUACCUAAGGUUCGGGUGCUUGUCAACAAGACUCUUCUAUUACCAAUUGACGGAAUUGUACAAGAGGAUAAAACGCGUUAGGCCACCCCUAUCGCUACACGGACAAAUUCUUUGGAGGGAGUUUUUCUAUUGCGCAGCCACGAGGAAUCCGAACUUUGACCGAAUGGAAGGUAAUCCCAUUUGUGUCCAAAUUCCCUGGGAGAAGAACUCUGAAGCUUUAGCCAAGUGGGCUAAUGGUCAAACUGGUUUCCCCUGGAUAGAUGCGAUAAUGAUCCAACUGAGAGAUGAAGGUUGGAUCCACCACCUUGCGCGGCAUGCCGUAGCCUGUUUUCUCACAAGAGGUGACCUCUGGAUCUCAUGGGAAGAAGGAAUGAAGGUGUUCGAUGAGCUACUGCUCGAUGCUGAUUGGUCAGUAAAUGCAGGCAUGUGGAUGUGGCUCUCGUGCUCUUCCUUCUUCCAACAGUUCUUCCACUGCUACUGUCCUGUUCGCUUCGGAAGGAAGACUGACCCGAAUGGCGAUUUCAUAAGGAAAUACAUACCAGCACUAAGAAACAUGCCAACGCGGUACAUCCAUGAGCCGUGGGUAGCACCAGAAUCCGUGCAGCAGUCAGCACGCUGUCUCAUCGGUAGCGACUAUCCUGUACCAAUGGUGGACCACGCGAAGGCCUCACAGGUUAACAUCGAGCGCAUCAAGCAGGUCUAUGCGCAACUCGCCAAAUAUAAACCGCAAGGUUCAUUGAAUCCACAACCCAUUCUGCGACCAAAUGUUGUACAGUCGUCUCCGAGUCCUACAUCAAUUAUCGCCAGUAUUAAUCAGUCCAAUUACUUAUGCAGUCAGGCUUCCGACUCACAGUCAACCUCCAACUCGCAAAUCAUUCCAAAUAAAGACGACGUGUUCCAACAUCCUGGAAAAACUAAUACAGCUGGCUUGGACAAACAAAUACCAUUCAAACAAGUUUACAUCAUACAGAAAACAAAAGACUUGAACACAGUUACAGAAAACAUUACUGAAAAUCAGCCAUCACAACCAAGUUACACUAUUAUGAACGGACUAUCAGAUGUUUCGUACAAAACGCGACAAAAUAUCGAAAAUCAACCAAAUGAUAAGCAGGAAAAUUACGACUUAAAGAAUUUAGCUAUAAAUAGUAAUGUCCCUAAAUAUUCAAAUAUACAAAUACAUCAGCAGUUGACUAAAACUGAAAUACUUUCUAGUCAACUUGGAAAAGAUGACAAUUUCCAAGAAAACAAGGUGAAUUUUUUUAUGCCCGCCACACCUGAGAAUAUUAUGCGGAUUUCAAACUUAUCACAUGUAUUUGUAAAUGAUCAGUUGUGCCAAGAUUACAGUAGGAAGGGUGAUCUGGAAUGUGGAGAGGAGAAGGUAGACACUAAACACCUCACCAUGACCUUGCCAGAUAGGCCAUUUACAAAUGAUACUGAUAACAAGGAACCAUAAACUUAGUGUUGAUAUGAGAGUAAAGAUGAUAAUUGGGGUUA
Molecule: messenger RNA, 2599 nt
Organism: Hyposmocoma kahamanoa
Lineage: Eukaryota; Metazoa; Arthropoda; Insecta; Lepidoptera; Cosmopterigidae
Gene: cry2
Product: cryptochrome-1-like
Exons: 10
Coding region: 255-2558 (767 amino acids)
Biological process (GO): entrainment of circadian clock by photoperiod; negative regulation of DNA-templated transcription; circadian regulation of gene expression
Cellular component (GO): nucleus; cytoplasm
Molecular function (GO): DNA binding; FAD binding
Source: RefSeq, a predicted model, not a curated record